Molecule: messenger RNA, 2482 nt
Organism: Pecten maximus
Lineage: Eukaryota; Metazoa; Mollusca; Bivalvia; Pectinida; Pectinidae
Product: zinc finger protein ZIC 4-like
Biological process (GO): regulation of transcription by RNA polymerase II; central nervous system development
Cellular component (GO): nucleus
Molecular function (GO): DNA-binding transcription factor activity, RNA polymerase II-specific; RNA polymerase II cis-regulatory region sequence-specific DNA binding
Source: RefSeq, a predicted model, not a curated record
ACCAUCGUGGAGCAGCCAACCUCUAUGCUAUUCAACGAUAUUUGAAAACCAGCUGGGCUCACAUUUAAGCGAAGCAGCUUUAUCUUGGGAAGUUUAAAGAAUCGUGCUGCUUAAAUCAGCAUGUUCACAGCGUUGGAAUAGUAUUGUAGUAUCACUACUACUGACGAACCACAACAACAACAAAAAACUCAUUGUGCAUCUUUGUGAAGCCAGCAAAGUCUAUGACACACUAAGUGGUUCUUGGGAUUUUUAUUCCGGUUGACAAUUUUACUCUGUGAUUGUGACAUUACUUGGACAUUAUGUUGACCCCAUACGUCGAUAACUCUCCCCCUCAUCACCUACCCCCGGGUGCCUUAAAGCUGAGCCCGUCUCACCACGGAGUUGAGAAUGGCCUUCAACACCAGGUACCCCAGACCCCGGGGUACGGGCUACCACAGUCGCACGUUAGCAGUUACGCUGCCCGGGAUUUUCUUCUGAGGAGACCGGACAUUGGACUGUCCGAGGCCGGGACCACAGGACACCCCGGUAUGUUUGUUCCGUCCUCUGGAAGUUUCCAUUCCGCUCAUCAUCCGGACUCGAGUUCCAACCAUGUUCUGCCAGGUCUCCAUGAUGCUGCGGCACAUCACAACCCCGGUCACCAUGUCAACAGUGGUAUGCGUUUUGGGGCGACAGACAUGUACUCACGUGCGGACCAGUUUAAUCAUAUGUCCGGACCACGCGCGGACCAUUUUGGGACCACACAGCCUUUCAACGUGAAUCCCAUGGGAGCCAUGAACCACAUGGGUCCCCACGGGCCCGGAGCAUUCUUCAGGUACAUGAGACCCCAAAUCAAGCAGGAACACACGUGUCUGUGGGUAGAUCCCGAGGGGCCGGACCCGAAAAAGCCUUGCAACAAGAUCUUCUGUACGAUGCACGAGAUUGUCACGCACAUCACAAUCGACCAUGUUGGGGGACCCGAGCAGACAAACCACAGCUGUUUUUGGCAGGAGUGUUCACGAGAGGGAAAGCCAUUCAAGGCCAAGUACAAACUUGUAAACCAUAUCCGUGUCCAUACCGGAGAGAAACCCUUCCCCUGUCCAUUCCCGGGAUGUGGAAAAGUGUUCGCCCGAAGUGAGAACCUCAAGAUCCACAAGAGAACACAUACAGGGGAGAAGCCAUUCAAGUGUGAGUUUAUGGGAUGUGACCGGAGAUUCGCGAACAGUUCCGACCGGAAGAAGCAUAGUCACGUGCACACGAGUGACAAGCCUUACUACUGCCGCGUGAGGGGAUGUGACAAAAGCUACACGCACCCAAGUUCUCUUCGUAAGCACCUUAAAGUUCACGGGAAGUCGUCGCCAAUUCCGGAAGGAUUCGACAGUGACCUUGAGGACACAAGUAUGGAUAGUGCCGGAAGUGAGUUAGAAAACACCGUCCCAACAACUAAAGCAAUCAAAGCCGAACAACGAUCGCCAGUUACCUCUCCCGAACUCUCUGAACCUCGUUCUACCGGAAGUGUAAAUCAUCAUCAUCAAACGUCACCAGUUGUGUCUAGUCCUUCACUUCCGGUUUACCCCAAUGCGAGCCUACCUCAUUCUCAUCAUUCGUCAAGCUUUAGCGACUGGUACAUCUGUCAGAACAGUGCCGCUCCAACAACAGAUCACCUAAACAUGAACUCGUUUGGACAUUUGCAAUCUCUUCAUCCUCAGCCCCUUUUGCAGUACACGUGACAUGUCACAUGACUUUCAUUUCCGGUUUUGACAGAAAAAGAACAAUAGGGAGCUAUUAUGUGCGAGUGAUAUUAUUAAUAUAUUGUUGUUAUGCGGUCAAAGUAAAACGUUCAAUGAUUUGAAUGGCAGUCUUGUUCGUCUGUUUGAAGGACCUAAGUUUAAAAUGUUACAUGAUGCCUUUUAUAUAUAUAUCUUAUUAUUUCAAGAAUUUAAAACGAGAAAUUCUUUAUUUUCCUGAAAUAGUUGGACCAAAAUGUUCAUAAUUGAUUAUAAGUCCAAUUGUGUGAACAUUUGUCAAUUUUAGAUAUUAUUUGCCAAAUUAUUUGUAGAUAUCUGUCAGCUGAUACCAAAACUUGACUAAUGUAUCAUUCAAUAACUUAAGGCAUCUUAAGACAGACUGCUAUUCCAUUUCUAGGUGUUAUGCUGUGAAUAUGUUGAACUAGUGCAAUGUUUUUUUUUUUUUACAUGUUUAAUGGUUUUUGCUCAAAUUUUGUAUUUUGUUUUGAAAUGUUAUAGAAAUAUUUUCACAUUUCUUUGUUGUCUUUGUGAUACCAUUGACGAUAUAGUGAAUCUCACACGACCUAAAUUCAUAUAUUUCAUAUAUGGAUAUUGAUUUUAACUUAUGCCCAUAUAUGGGUCUUCACACGUGAACAUGCCCUUGUACGGGUUUUUGUAAGGACACAUGCCCAUAUCUGGGUUUUUAUGACAAUGUCUACCCUUAUAAGGGUUCUUGCCUUUUAAAAUGACUUUGAUGGAAUACAUAUAACUUAAAUAUA